This is a messenger RNA of Fibroporia radiculosa, 1488 nucleotides long. RefSeq lists its product as uncharacterized. The transcript is spliced from 2 exons. Lineage: Eukaryota; Fungi; Basidiomycota; Agaricomycetes; Polyporales; Fibroporiaceae. The record is from RefSeq and is a predicted model, not a curated record. Bases 1 to 1488 code for a protein of 495 amino acids.
AUGCGCCUCGUCGACCUCCAUUACGACGUCCUCCAGCCCAUCCUCGACCACCUAGAUCAGAGAUCCCUGAACCAUCUGUCUCUAACUUGCCGUGUGGGACAUCACCUCGCCAUCCCGUUUCUCCUGCGCGACGUGACGCUUCGCGGUGGCUGGGAUAAAGUCGUUGCCUUCUGCCGGUUUGUGGUUGCCGACACCGAAGACAGGGCACUUAUGGUGAAGACGCUCCGGCUUUCUGCCACUCCAACCAUCGUCUACAACAAGAACAAGAACAAGCACUUUCUUUCUACAAAGGUCGCAGCAGCCAUGCCCUUCCUGCGCCGGCUCCUUCAGGCUGCCUGCAACCUACACACGAUCAGCCUGAGCUCCUCUAUGGGAGUGGCCAUGAACAAUCCCGAUUUCGGGAUCCGCGCUGCGCUCCUGCAGCUGCCGCGACUGGUGCAUCUUGUUAUAGACACGAACGACGACAUCCAGCAUGUGUGUCACAGCACCGGCUACUGCUCGUGGGACCGCUGGACAGGCAGGCAGGAAUGGUUCAACACGAUCGGCCAGAUGCACGGCCUCCGCACCCUCGAGCUCGCAGCUGUCCCCGGUGCGUCGCUCUACAAACUCCUGCAGCCUCACCAGAGCACAAUGGAACGCCUCGUCCUGCGUGGCGACUUGAAAGAUGCUGCGCUCGGGUACCAGUCGCACUCCGUUUGGGAACGCGUGCGCGAGCUGGUGGUACACAACUUCGCCGCGCGCGAGCCCCUCGUACGUGCGUUCCCAAACCUGCGCUUCCUGAAUCUCGACGUGAAUUGUGAGGGGAGGGUUUUCUACAGCCACACGAAGAACCAGAUGAACGUAGACAGCGAGGCGUGCUGGCCCGCGCUGGAUCACGUUCGCGGCACGUCGCUCGGGAUCGUGAGCUUGAGGCUGAAGUGCCCGGUCCGCCGGCUAGACAUCGACCUGGUGCAGAUGGCGCAGAUUUUAUGCAUGGAGCAAGACUACACCUUUGAAGACGUUCUGAAGGUGACCAAGCCUGCAGUGCUGUCGCUCCGGACACCGACGUGGUUUGUCGCAGCGUACUGCCGGAGCGUCGCAUCCACGCUUCCGAAGUUGAGAUGCCUCAGCCUGGAGAUGCUGUAUGAUAAUCGUAUUCCAGGCGAUGGGACGGAGUUGUUGAUGACACUGGCCGCAGAUAGCAUGAUGCAGCUGCGUUCAUUGCGGUAUCUAUCCUUGCGUAUUCUUCACCCCCGCCCCGCACCGUCGCUGCUGUGCAGUCCCGUAAACGUGUUGCAUCAAUUCGUGUCUAUCCUCACCACCCACCUGCCUUGUCUCGAGUAUCUGGAGAUUACUUGGGACGCGCUCGGCUGGCAGCGUUCAUGGUGGCACAAACAGCCCGUUGAGCUAGAUGCGGGCGGAAAUGUCCUAAACUUUGUGGUGUUUGAACUGUCGUCGUCUUUAGGUCUGGCUGCGAGGCGACGGUUCGUAGACGGCUCCGAGCGAUAG